CUUACUCUCUCUGUUUCAUUAUCAAACAUCCUCUUCCUCCAUAUCUAAUGAAGCUUUUGUCUUUUCGUUCCGUUUUCUCUAUCAAUGCAACUAACCAAACUCAUAACCCUCUCCUUCGGCCUUUGCUAAACAGUUAUGGUUACAGGUACAUGUUUUUCUUAAAUAUAGCAUGUUACCAGCUUUGCCAACGGCUGACAUUCAUAUGCAUAUGCCCUCCAAACAAACAAUCCAACACCAUUCCCUUCCGUUGUUUUCGUUACCAAUCCACCUCUGCUUCUGUUUUCUCUGUUUCUUUUUCCACUUCUAAAAAAAACAGAGGAUCCAUCGGUCAUUUCCAAAGUUUUCUUUUGCGCUUUUUCUCCUGUCUUCAUUUUGUGAGGUUGGUCUAAUCCCAAUCUUCCCACCCAUUUACUUUACGCUGCAAAUGGGAUUGAUCUGUGCCUUUGCAGUGGCCUUGGCCAUUUACAUUCUAGUUUAAUGAAUUCCCUAUUCUCCAAUCGGGCAUUCUAUACAUGGCAUCUUCUCAAGUGGAGAUUGUUUCUUCUUCGCCUUUUGGUUGUGUCCACCGCCGCAAAGAACGUUGCAGAGACAGUAAUGUAAGAGCUGUCUUCGACAAGAAUUUCAAAGAAUUGGUACAUGGCUGCAUAUCUCUCUCUUCCCAUGAAAAUUCACAAAAUCAAAUCCGUCGGAUUGCAUCUUGGGUCACCACCGAACAAGUCAAUGACAAUCGUCAGACUUUGCAAUUGCUGAAUAAUAACGACAACAACAUUAAAAAGGAAAGGCCUUUACCAAUCACACCAAGGCAGUCUCGACUUGUUCUUGAUCGAUGGGUAAGUAGGCAAGCUCAAGAUGUGACUGCAUCCACCCUGCAGAAACAUGUAAAAGAAGCUGAUCCAUUAUUAAUUCCUUCAAAUUCAAACACUGCAUCUCUAACAACAUUAAUGGCAUCAAGUUCUAAGACGAGAAAUGCUCAAAACUCUUCCACUCAGUUGGAGAAUGCCUCGGUCACGCAAAAUCUUGGUGCUUCUUCGCUUGUUCAAAUAUGGGAGGCUAGGCUAAAUCGAUCCAACAGCACAAAUUCAAACCAGAGCCAGAGCCAGAGCCAAAGCCAAAGCAUGGGUUCUAACACUAGCAGGACAAGUUGUGGUUCAAGCUCUAAUGAGAAUAAUGCCUCACCCGUCGAAGAACCUGAUUCAUUUGAUGAAAAAUUAGACAAUGGACCAAACAAUGAGGAUUCUUUAAUAGAUUGGGAGUCCCAAUCAGAUAGAACUGCGCCAGGUGAAGCACCUUCUUCGUCGUGUAGUGGGGAAAGAGAAAGAGUGAGAGUUGCGGAUAUCAUCAAGAGAUUGACAAAUGGUAGCGAAGAUGCCAACGAUCAUGAACAGAGUAAUAACGUUAGUGACUCACAAAGUAGAGAGCGCAGGCAUGCUACCACAUCAGAUCAAGCAGAGCAGAGGUGUUUCGCACAGGUUGUAAACUCACCCCGGCUAAGAGGGCGACAAGCAUUCAAUGAUUUGCUAAUACAGAUAGAGCGAGACAAGAAUAGAGAGUUAGAUUCGCUAGUGGAACGCCAAGCAGUCUCAAAAUUCUCGCAGCGAGGCCGCCUUCAGUCGAUGCUACGGCUUCGAUGUCUACAGCGCAGCGUGACAAUUCAAGAUAAGUGUCGUCCACAAUCACGGGCAGCUCAAGUGAAUCGCUUACCCCAGCGGUCCACCAUUAAGCAUCUCAGCAGCCAAUUAACACGAAACUUAACUACAUCCAGGGAGAAGUUUAGCAGUGGUGCUGAGCAUCCCGUGACAACCCAGAAUGAUUCAGCUACUCCAAGCUGCCUUAAUAGGGAGGUGUCAAACAAUUCUAUACAGUUUGAGAAAAGUUGCACUUCCAAACCACAGAGUGAAGAUACUCAUUCCCAAAAAGUGACUUCCGCUGGGCAUCAGAGUACAUGGCCAGUUAAUCGCUUGACCAUGAACACAAAUGAAGAUCUUCAUGAACAGACCAAGCCAGCUUCAGAUGCCGUACCACAGAAACCGAGCACGGAAGCAAGAUGCACAGAGGCCACCACAUCCUUGGAGGGUCAAUCUGACAACGAGAUGGCAAAAGAACAAGGGUCCAACAGCCAACAGCAUCCCUUCCUUGACUCACAAGAAAUUGUGGAAACGAUAUCAUCUUUGAAUGUCUACACUCAAAAUAAGGUUGCAAAAGAACAAGAUAAUCACAACCAGCAUCUUUAUCUUGACUUGCAAGAAACAACAGAAACAACAACAUCCUUGCAUAGUUGCACAGAGAACGAGAUAGCUGAAGAACAGGAUAUUGGUGACCAGGAGCAUCUCUACCUUGGCUCCCAGGAAACUGCAGAGACCGCAACAUCCUACAAUGAUCCAGAUGAGAACGUGGUAACUGAAGAACUGGAGGAUCAUUACCAACAAUAUUUUGCUCAAACAAAUUAUGACUGGUUUAGUAAUAUAUCCCGACCCAGAAGCUACUGGGAAGGCUUACGGCAAGCAUGGUACCAAGAAGUGCUUAACACCACCUCAAAAGAUGAGGAGAUACGUCAGCUCCUAGAAAGGGGAAGAGUUUCGACUUUUCUUGCUAGUGAUUUCCGAGAGAGAAUGGACCGAUUAAUGAUUUCUCGUGUACAAAUGCAAGCAGAUCGAGCUGAAAGUCAAGAAGAUAAGGAGGACGAUGAGGAUAGGAUGGUCCAAGUGAUGUCUUACCUACAGAGACAUUCGCAUCCAUCAGGUGGUCAAGAAGGAAGAGGUGGGGUACAAGAGGUAGAUGGACAAGAAGAAGAAGAAGACGAUGAAGAUGAAGAAAGGAGCCUAAUCAGCCAUCAAUAUCAUGAAGCCAAUAGCUACUUCAAUCAAUCCACAUCAUCUAUGCAAAUGCCUUCACCAUCUCUGAUGAGGUCAUGGAGUUUUCAAGAUGACAACGAAAUUGGUAAUAAUUCUGAUCGGGGUCCAUCCACGUUUUCACCUCCACCAGGAGCAUCUCAACCCCAAUAUUUUCAAGAUACUCGACAGUCCUCCUCUUCUUCGAUAAACCGUCCUUCGCUCGAAAUGGAACUCAUCUGUGAUUUAAGAGGGCACAUGGAGCAACUUCACCAGGAGAUGGCUGAGCUAAGAAGAUCAAUUAUGAGCUGCAUGGACAUGCAGAUGAAAUUGCAACAAUCCUUUAAUCCGGAAGUUCAUUCGGAUGGAGGGGAGGGGAAGAAUUCAGCAGAUAGGGCACCAUGGAAACGCAAUUGCUGUAUUUGCUAUGAAGUGCAGGUUGACUCACUUUUGUACAGAUGCGGGCACAUGUGCACCUGUCUGAAAUGUGCGCAUGAAUUGCAAUGGAGUGGUGGAAAAUGUCCAAUCUGUCGGGCUCCCAUACUGGAUGUUGUAGCAUACCAGCCAAGUGAACGAGUUCUUGCUUCUGAUGGAGGACCGUCUGCAUUCUUAGUUAACUCUAAUUAAAUUUUUAAAUCAACUCCCAACGUAUUGUGGAAGUUUAAUUAAUAAAAAGAAAUGGGUUGCUAGUACCGGUGAGUCUUUGUCCUUGUAAUUAUU
Theobroma cacao (cacao) is the source of this 3548-nucleotide messenger RNA. Lineage: Eukaryota; Viridiplantae; Streptophyta; Magnoliopsida; Malvales; Malvaceae. The record is from RefSeq and is a predicted model, not a curated record.